AUGUUGGUGACAAUUCGGCUGAUCAAGUCGUUCGAGUUUCGGACAAUCUUUCAUUUGAUUAUCAAAGAUUUUGACACUCUGUUUGAAAGUGGCAGUGCUACUGUCGAUGACCUUAAAGGUUACAUUGAAAAGGAAAUUUGCAAGCAUCCAAUUUAUUCGAAAUGCUUUUUAAAGACCACUUUGGAUACUUUGAAAAUAUAUUACCAGCCACAUGGCACAAAGUCCCAAAACUUGGCGAUAAAUCUGGAUUCCGACGAUACCUUGCUGAUGGGCCCCGGAACGAGAUGCUUGUCCGAGUUUCCGAUUCAAAAUGAGACCGAAAUAUCCUUUUUCAAUGAGGAGGCCUAUUUGAACUUCAAGGCCAACCCUACCUAUAAAUUUCUGGUAAACAAUAUUUUUUUCUGUUUCUAUCGAAUGACUGCUGAUAAAAAGUCCAAGCGGUCCCUAGAGUCCAUCAACUCCAAGCUUGCUCUUGUGAUGAAAAGCGGAAAGGCGUCUCUUGGAUACAGCUCUACACUCAAGUCUAUUCGUCAAGGAAAAUCGAAGCUCAUCAUUCUUGCCUCAAACUGCCCACCUCUUCGCAAGUCCGAGAUAGAAUACUAUGCUAUGCUUUCGCAGACACAUGUGCACCAUUUCAAUGGAAGCAACAUUGAUUUGGGAACUGCGUGUGGAAAAUUCUUCAGAGUCGGUUGUCUUUCAAUUACAGAUUCUGGCGAUGCUGAUCUUGGUUCUGUCUAUGCAUAA
Messenger RNA from Mitosporidium daphniae, 744 nucleotides. Its product is annotated as 60S ribosomal protein L30. Gene Ontology annotation, cellular component: cytosolic large ribosomal subunit. NCBI's taxonomy places the organism in Eukaryota, Fungi, Microsporidia. The coding region runs from base 1 to 744 and encodes 247 amino acids. The record is from RefSeq and is a predicted model, not a curated record. The transcript is spliced from 4 exons. Gene Ontology annotation, molecular function: structural constituent of ribosome; RNA binding.